Penicillium oxalicum is the source of this 783-nucleotide messenger RNA. RefSeq names its product Sas10/Utp3/C1D family protein. Gene Ontology annotation, molecular function: DNA binding; RNA binding. Bases 1 to 783 code for a protein of 260 amino acids. Gene Ontology annotation, biological process: maturation of 5.8S rRNA; regulation of gene expression. The record is from RefSeq and is a predicted model, not a curated record. NCBI's taxonomy places the organism in Eukaryota, Fungi, Ascomycota, Eurotiomycetes, Eurotiales, Aspergillaceae. Gene Ontology annotation, cellular component: exosome (RNase complex); nucleolus. The transcript is spliced from 3 exons.
AUGAGUAUGGACACGGCAGAUUUACUACCGCUACUGGAGCAGCUGGACGAUGGUGUCGACGAUUUGGAAGACGCCCUGCAGCCUCUGCUCGGUGGCUCCUUAAACAAAAUGUCUAAAAACAUGCCUAUACUGGACAAGGCCAAAAUUCACGUGCUUACAACCUAUGCGAUUGAAACGUUACUCUUCAAUUAUCUGCGGUUGAGAGGAGUCGAUGCAAAGCAGCACCCUGUAUGGCGUGAAAUCACUCGCGUGCGACAAUACUUCGACAAAAUGAAAGAGCUUGAGGCGGAACCCGAACAACGCACAAUGGUUCUGGACAAGCAAGCUGCUGGACGCUUCAUCAAGCAUGGUCUGGCCGGCAACAACAAGAUCGAUUUGGAGCGAGCAGAGAAAGAAGCCAAAGAGCGCGCGCGCGCCCAAGUCAAAGCUGCAUUGCUCGCUAAGAAGGCCGCUGCAUCGAAACCGGCGGACGAGACCUCUAGUGCUGUGCCCUCCACCGCGCAGUCGAGCGACAACUCCGAGGAAUCUGACGAAGAAAUGAACAUUCAGCAAGAAGAUGCGGCUAAAGAUUUCAAGACCGGGGAGGCAUUCAUUGAACUUGGCGAUGCCCAUUCGGGCAAUAAGAAAACCAAAAAGAAGCAAGCAAAAGAAGCCACAACCAGGGCGCGGAUCGAGAGUACGCCGAAGCAAGGCCGCAGGGCUACGAAGGCUGAACUUCGACGGGAGAAAAAAGAUCGCCGGCAAAAAAAAGAGGACUUUCGCAAGUCGAGGGGAGGCAAAUAA